GCAGGUUUGCUGCACCGUAUCGUGCGGUUAUUUGUGAGAAGUGAAGACGUGAAACGGUCGAUUUCGGAGCGCGAUAUUUUGGAGGUGUCGCUCCCCCCCUCCUCCCUCCGCUUCUCUCCUGUACUGUUGUGCCGCUCUUCCUGUCCAGACAUCUCGGGCCUUUUGUUAGCAGCAGGAGGACCUGUAGCUUAGCACAUAGCCGGCUGUCCAGGCUCUGGUGGAAUGAGCGUAGCGUGCGUGUUGAAGAGAAAAGCUGUGCUCUGGCAGGAUUCGUUCAGCCCCCACCUCAGACUGCCUCCCCCUGACAGGCCAUUACCCAAUAUGCCUGUGGUGCUGAGUCCCGUGGGCCACGCCCCUCAACCCGGUCCUGCUCCACAAGCUCCUCCCCCUACCCAAGGGGCAGGGCGUUCUCAAGACGAUGCCAUGGUAGAUUACUUCUUUCAGCGGCAGCAUGGUGAUCAACCAGGGUACAACAACGGCAAACACCGCUGGCCUACUGGAGAUAACAUCCAUGCUGAUAACCAGGUGCGGUCAAUGGAUGAGCUAAACCAUGAUUUUCAGGCACUUGCCCUGGAGGGAAGAGUCAUGGGAGAGCAGCUCCUCACAGGAAAGAAAUUUUGGGGAACUGAUGAUUCAGGGAAAGAUGGACCAAAAGGGAUCUUUCUGGACCAGUGGAGAGACAGUGCCUGGGGAGCCUCUGACCAUUCAGUGUCCCAGCCAAUCAUGGUGCAGCGUCGACCAGGUCAGGGUUUCCAUGGCGUUGGCGAGGCGGGGUCUGUGCUUUCUCCUCGUUCUGAGAGUGGUGGUCUAGGUGUCUCUAUGGUGGAAUAUGUCCUGAGCUCGUCCCCUGCUGAGAAACUCGACUCUUGUCUACGUAAAGGAGCCUUUGGGGCAAGAGAUACUGAAGCUGAUGAUGCUGAAAAGAGAGCAGAAGCAAAACCAAAAACCACAUUUGACCCAGAGAGAAAAGAACUGAAGGAAUCUGAGCCUGAUCCUAUGGACAACCCUAAUGGACUGCCCAGUCAGAACGGGCUUGACGUUGAUGUGAAAGAUUUCAGCCGUACUCCUGGUAACUGUCCUCUUGCUGGUCCUGAGGUGGAGUUGGGUGUAGCUGAAAUGGCUGGAGGAACAGGACCAAAACCAGCCGAAGAGUUCCCAAAUGUUGAGCCCCAAAACGUGACCCUUGACCCCAUGGAAUCCGUUUCCAUGGAGACUUUGCAAUUUGAUUAUACUGGUAGCCAGCUGCCUCUUGACUCCACGGCAGCUACUGUUGGCCUUUUUGAUUACAACUCUCCUCAGCAGCUGUUUCAGAGGCCCAGUGCUCUGGCUGUGCAGCAGCUCACAGCUGCACAGCAGCAGCAGUAUGCCAUUGCUGCAGCCCAGCAGCCACACAUCGGAUUGGCUCCAGCUGCAUUUAUGCCGAAUCCUUACAUCAUUAGUGCGGCCCCACCUGGCACAGACCCCUAUGCUGCCGGCCUUGCUGCUGCCGCCACUCUUGGUCCAGUGAUGCCCCCUCAGUAUUAUGGAGUAACUCCAUGGGGUGUGUAUCCAGCCAACCUUUUCCAGCAGCAGGCUCCUGCCCCCUCCAACUCUGCCAAUCAGCAGCCAGCAGCACAGACUCAGCAGAACCAACAGCAGGUAAUGCGUACUGGAGGUAACCAGCGACCCCUGACACCAAGCCAGGGUCAGCAGGGCCAGCAGACAGACCAGCUUGUAGCAGCUGCAGCAGUGAACUCCGCUUUGGCGUUUGGACAAGGCUUGGCAGCCGGUGUUCCUGGCUACCCUGUGCUUGCUCCAGCUGCAUAUUAUGAUCAGACUGGAGCUCUGGUGGUGAAUACAGGAGCUCGCAGUGGCCCUGUCCGACUCAUGGCCCCUGCUUCUGUCAUCAUCAGCCCCACUGCCGCUGUGGCUGCAGCUGCUGCCUCUGCCAGUGGAGCUAAUGCAGGCCUUGGAGGUGCUGCCAACGGGGCAUUUCGUGCACUGGGUUCCCAGCAGGCUCCAGGUCAGCAGGGAGCUGGGGCUCUUGGUGGAAGUUCCUUCUAUGGGAGUGGCUCUCCAAGCUCCUCCUCGCAGAGCUCAUCCCUGUUCUCUCAGGGUUCUGCCCAACCAGGAAGCUCCUCUCUUGGAUUCAAUGCUAACCCGUCCUCAUCCCUUGGAGCUACACUGGGAGCAACGCUUGGAGGUUUUGGAACAGCAGUUGCUAACUCGAGUUCCAGUGGCUCUCGCCGGGACUCUCUGACUGGCAGUUCUGACUUGUACAAGCGUACCCCCAGCAGCCUCACUCCAAUUGGCCAUGGAGGGUUCUACAACGGACUUGGUUUUAGCUCCUCCCCUGGCCCUGUUGGCAUGCCGCUUCCCACUCAAGCUCCCUCACAUUCUCUGACUCCUCCACCUUCCCUUUCAACCCAUGGAUCCUCCAGCAGUCUCAAUCUUGGGGGGUUAACCAAUGGCAGCGGACGCUUCAUUUCUGCUGCUCCUGGAGCUGAGGCAAAGUACCGCAGUGCCACUACUGGCUCCUCCCUCUUCAGCCCCAGCAGCCAGCUUUUCCCAUCACGACUUCGUUACAGCAUGUCUGAUGUGAUGCCAUCUGGACGCAGCCGCCUGCUCGAGGACUUCCGCAACAACCGUUACCCAAACCUCCAACUGCGUGAGAUUGCAGGCCAUGUGAUGGAGUUCUCUCAGGACCAGCAUGGCUCCAGAUUUAUUCAGUUGAAGUUGGAAAGAGCAAGUUCGGCAGAGCGUCAGCUGGUCUUCAGUGAGAUUCUACAGGCUGCCUACCAACUCAUGGUUGAUGUUUUUGGAAAUUAUGUCAUUCAGAAGUUCUUUGAGUUUGGCAGUCUGGAUCAGAAGUUGGCUCUUGCUGAACGGAUUCGUGGCCACGUGCUAUCUCUGGCUCUGCAGAUGUAUGGAUGCAGAGUGAUCCAGAAAGCUCUGGAGUUCAUACCCUCUGACCAGCAAGUCAUUAGUGAUAUGGUACGGGAGUUGGACGGCCACGUGCUGAAGUGUGUGAAGGAUCAGAACGGGAACCAUGUCGUACAAAAGUGUAUUGAGUGUGUGCAGCCCCAUGCUCUCCAGUUCAUCAUCGAUGCUUUCAAGGGACAGGUGUUUGCUCUGUCCACACACCCCUAUGGCUGCAGAGUGAUCCAGCGUAUUUUGGAGCACUGUCUUCCUGAGCAGACACUGCCAAUUCUGGAAGAGCUGCACCAGCACACUGAGCAACUGGUUCAAGAUCAGUAUGGCAACUAUGUAAUUCAGCAUGUCCUGGAACAUGGUCGCGCAGAAGACAAGAGCAAGAUCGUCUCUGAGAUCAGAGGAAAUGUUUUGGGACUCAGCCAGCACAAGUUUGCCAGUAAUGUGGUGGAGAAGUGUGUGACACACUCGCUGCGUGCGGAACGGGCCAUGCUGAUUGAUGAAGUGUGCAGUAUGGCGGACGGGCCCCACAGUGCCUUAUACACCAUGAUGAAGGACCAGUACGCCAACUACGUUGUGCAAAAAAUGAUUGACGUGGCAGAGCCAACACAGCGCAAGAUUGUCAUGCACAAGAUCCGGCCUCAUAUUGGAACCCUGCGGAAGUACACAUACGGGAAGCACAUUCUGGCCAAGCUGGAGAAGUACUACAUGAAGAAUGGAGUAGACCUGGGUCCACUUUGUGCUCCGCCCAACGGCAUCAUGUAAAUCCUUCCUCUUGUUGAAUUGAGGAGUGUGUCCAUACCCAGUUUUGAGCUGUUGGUCUGGGAUCAUUUGUAAAUCCUACUCUAGUUUUGCUGAAUGCUCUUCUCUCUCUCUCUCUCUCUCUCUCUCUCUCUCUCUCUCUCUCUCUCCAGGUCCUUGUGAGCUUGUUCUUGUUAUCUUUAUUCACCUAGUCCCUUUC
Neoarius graeffei (lesser salmon catfish) is the source of this 3871-nucleotide messenger RNA. It is a transcript of the gene pum1, whose product is annotated as pumilio RNA-binding family member 1. Gene Ontology annotation, molecular function: mRNA 3'-UTR binding. Lineage: Eukaryota; Metazoa; Chordata; Actinopteri; Siluriformes; Ariidae. Gene Ontology annotation, cellular component: cytosol; cytoplasm. Gene Ontology annotation, biological process: miRNA processing; regulation of mRNA stability. The transcript is spliced from 22 exons. The coding region runs from base 223 to 3675 and encodes 1150 amino acids. The record is from RefSeq and is a predicted model, not a curated record.